Molecule: messenger RNA, 1817 nt
Organism: Conger conger (European conger)
Lineage: Eukaryota; Metazoa; Chordata; Actinopteri; Anguilliformes; Congridae
Product: zinc finger and BTB domain-containing protein 18.2-like
Exons: 2
Coding region: 148-1632 (494 amino acids)
Biological process (GO): regulation of transcription by RNA polymerase II
Cellular component (GO): nucleus
Molecular function (GO): protein binding; RNA polymerase II cis-regulatory region sequence-specific DNA binding; DNA-binding transcription factor activity, RNA polymerase II-specific
Source: RefSeq, a predicted model, not a curated record
GCAAGGAGGAAGAGCAAAGAAUAAUUAUUGUGGUCGCCUUCACAUAGUUUAUGGUCUCCAAGGGAAGCACAAAAAGUAACUAUCAACGAAUCGACUGUCUCAGGCCUAUCCAGUUUUUCCUGUUUCUGUUCAGGCUAUGACAGAGGAAUGGAGUUCCCGAACCACAGCCGUCGGUUGCUGCAGCGUCUGCAACAGCAGCGUUGCCAAGGGUUUCUCUGCGACUGCACCAUUGUUGUCGGAGAGGCGCAAUUCACAGCGCACAGGGCCGUGCUGGCCUCUUGCAGCGUGUACUUCCACCUCUUGUAUAAGGAGCAGAUGGACAGACUGGACGUUGUGCGUCUGAACAGUGACAUAGUGACUGCCCAGGCAUUUGGUCUGUUGUUGGAGUUUAUGUACCAGGGAAAGCUAGAAACCCCAGGGCUGCUGGUGGAGGAUGUACUGGCAGCUGCCAGUUACCUUCACAUGUAUGACAUUGUGAGAGAAUGCACUGGCAAGCUGGAUGAUACGGAGCUGCUUUCACUGCAGAAGAAGGUUAAUGAAAGAAUUGCCCUGGGGGCCAAGGACUGGGAUAGUCCUGACACAGAGCUGCAUCACAAGAGCGGGCUGCAGCAUCAGACGGGAACAUCCCUAGGGGAAACCAACAAAAAGCUAGUCAAGCCAGCUCUCUGUGACUAUAAAGGGUCUGUAUGGAAGUGGAAGGCUAGGGGCCACAUGACUGGGUCCCUGGUCCUUGCUCGUAAGCUGGCACCCAAGUCUCACAUCAGGGUUGGUGAGGAAACGAAAGCUGCAACAUUGCCAUCACAGUGGUCCCGGGAUUUGGUUGAUGUGGACAGAGCUUUGGAUUUGUCUUGCAAGCCUCCACCUGGCAAAGAUCACUGGGGCCCCUUCUGUGCCCCUGUCCCAGGGCAACUGGGUGAGGGGCAGCAGGACACCAUGCUUCACGUUAAAGGAGGGCAUAGCCUGGGUGUGCAGUCGGAGGUGGGGGAUGAAGCCCAGGCAGAUGCACAAAGAGAGCAUUUUGGAACCAGCACCAGGAGCCCCAUCCAAACUACUGAAUUACUAGAGCAGGAAUGGGGAAAGGCAGAUGGAAGGAGGGAUGGGGAGGCGGGUGGAGCACUUAUGGAAGGUAGCAAAGAAGAGGAGGAGGAGAAUGGUGACGUCUCCACAUCCACAGUCGCCCCGCUGCGGAAGCUUUGCUCCAGCCCGCAUCAGACCUGCACGUGCCCGCUCUGCAGCCUCCCCUUCCCGAGCCCCCGGCUUCUGCAGCUGCACCUGGAGACCCACUUCCGGGAGAGGGCCGGGACACCCUCCAAGCUGCCCGGCCUGAUCCGCCGGGGGGGCAAGCCCACUUGCCAGCAGUGUGGCAAGACCUUCUCCUGCCUGUACACCCUGAAGCGGCACGAGCGCACCCACUCGGGCGAGAAGCCCUACACCUGCAGUCACUGCGGCAAGAGCUUCCAGUACUCCCACAACCUGACUCGACACACCGUGGUCCACACUCGCCAGAAACCUCAUGCCUGCAGGCUGUGCGAACGCCGCUUCACCCAGUCUGGGGACCUUUACCGCCACAUACGCAAGUUCCACCGUGGCGUGACCGCAGAGCUUGCUGCUGAAUGGCAGGGGCUCCCCUAAGACACCGAUCCCCAACACUUUUCAGUUGAGCGUACUGUUAACUUGCCUCUCCUGGUUCCUUGGGUCUCAGCUGGUUGUUGUUGUAAGGUAUAUAAGGAAAAACCGCCAUACCCUGCAGCCACCCAGAGAUGGAGAUGGGGUCCUUUGCUCUAAGUACUUGUUUUCUUUAAGUCCUGGUGCAUGCU